AUGAAAUCAGCCCUUGCACAAAUUAAUUCCAUCUAUAAGCCUAAAAGAAAACGUAAAUCAGCCUGAAAAGUUCACAAGAAUUCUCAGGACCAUAGUAAACAAGAAAACCACCUAAACAUCAGUAUCAAUAAACUUCAGAAUCGAAUGAGCCCAAUUCAGGAAGAUCCGUCUUUAAGAAGCAUUUCAGUGCUGAAGCCUAGAGAAGAACAAUUAUCUUUACGCAAUGAAACAAAAUCAGUGGAGCCUCCUAAACUCCCAUCAAUAAAUUCUCGAUCUCCAGAACCAUUUACUCCGAAGCAAAAUAUACUGCCUUAUUUUAAUUAAAUUUAUAUAUUUGAUAAACUAUUUCCAAAAUCUAGAUAUUUAUAUGAUAAAUGCUAUAGAUUUUAUACUAAAAAUCAAUUAAAAAAGAAUAAAACUUUAUUCUCAACAGCAAGCUCAUUUGAUUCAGACUUCCAGAAACUUGAGCUUCUUGUAAAUAGAAACAACUCAGCAAGGCACAAUUUAUUGACAGUCCAACAGCAAAUAAUGGAGCUUGGUGUAAAGCAAAUCAUGAAAGAAAAAUUUCAAAGUAUUGAGGAAGAUCCUGAAAAUUAUGUAAAAAUUGAAGAACAUUUACCACAUCAGAGAUAUGAGAAUAGAGGGAUACAUUUUGUAGGAGCGAGAAAAGAGCCAUUUCCAGUGCGAAAGGCGUUUAAACUUCCACCAAUAUGUUAA
Messenger RNA from Blepharisma stoltei, 717 nucleotides. The record is from the annotation of a GenBank genome assembly. Lineage: Eukaryota; Ciliophora; Heterotrichea; Heterotrichida; Blepharismidae.